AUGUCUGCCGCCCAUCGCAUUGUCGCUCGCACAAAUGGCUUGGCCGCCAGACGUUUCCUAUCGACGACAUCCACAUCACGGAUCUCCACCUCCUCGCUCGGCCUCUCACGACAACCCACCUCCCUUCUCGGCAUCCCACGACAGCCCACUACACGCCAUGGCCCCCUCACAAGAUCGGCUUUCGGCCGCCAACACUUUGUCCGGGAACACCUCUCUCGUCAACUCAUCCACAAGCGUGGAUACACCUCCGGCGACAUAGGCGACUUAAUAGGUGGGAUAGUGAAGCUAAGCCAAUACAAGUUCAUGCGCAGAGUCGCAGGCGUCCUGGUGCUGGCCACAGCAUGCGUGCUCGGAGGCUCGUUCUUGGUAGCUCAUCAAAUCAUGGCGAGAGUGAAAGAGAUACCAGCCAGACUACAUGCUGCUUGGCGGCGUAGGCUUGCUGCGGUCUCUGCUCGUUGUACAAGUGUUUUCUCGGCGUUCUCCUCAAGGGCGAAAGACGGAUGGGGGAAGUUGAAGAGUUAUGGUAGCCGUGCAAAGGCUUCUCGGGGAAGUACGGGCGGGACUGGCGAUGGUGUCCUCGGUGCUAAUGGGAAGACUGAAAACGGGAAAGCCGGUGAAGGGGGAAGUGCUGAUGAGAAAGGUGCUUGGAGGAAAGGAUGGUUGAAUAAGAAAGGUGCCGACAAGAAAGCCGUUGGGAAGAAACUAGUCGAUGGUGCAAAAGGGCUGGCGGAGAAGAAGCGAUAG
Zymoseptoria tritici IPO323 is the source of this 744-nucleotide messenger RNA. RefSeq lists its product as uncharacterized. The transcript is spliced from 2 exons. Bases 1 to 744 code for a protein of 247 amino acids. NCBI's taxonomy places the organism in Eukaryota, Fungi, Ascomycota, Dothideomycetes, Mycosphaerellales, Mycosphaerellaceae. The record is from RefSeq and is a predicted model, not a curated record.